This is a messenger RNA of Sorex fumeus (smoky shrew), 564 nucleotides long. RefSeq names its product interferon alpha-inducible protein 27-like protein 2. The record is from RefSeq and is a predicted model, not a curated record. The transcript has 5 exons. NCBI's taxonomy places the organism in Eukaryota, Metazoa, Chordata, Mammalia, Eulipotyphla, Soricidae. The coding region runs from base 105 to 389 and encodes 94 amino acids. Gene Ontology annotation, biological process: apoptotic signaling pathway. Gene Ontology annotation, cellular component: membrane; mitochondrion.
UUAAGCACUUCUGCACGUUCAGCGCCAAGGAGACUCUCCAAGAGUUCCAGCUUCUUCUGUUUCUCUCGGGAGCAGAGUCGACCUCUGCAUACAACCCAAGGAAAAUGGCAGGUAUCAUUGCUGCCAGUGUGGUCACUGGAGCGAUCGCAGUAGGGUCCGUGCCCGUGGUCCUAGGUGUCCUGGGCUUCACCGGAGCCGGCAUCACCGCUGGAUCCCUGGCAGCCGGAAUGAUGUCCACUGCGGCUACUGCCAAUGGGGGCGCUGUGGCCGCGGGCAGCCUGGUGGCCAUUCUGCAGUCAGUGGGGGCCGCUGGACUGUCCUUGUCAUCCAGUCUCAUGUUGGGAAGUGCUGUUGGGUCUGGUGUUGGGGCCGGAUUGUUACUUCUGUAAGCAAACACCUUUCCUCUCUCGGCGAUGGACUCAGGGCGAAAGCAGCUCUUCUACCCUGGAGGUCUACACUUCUGGUCCUCAGAAGGGUACUGCCCACAGGGACAAUUGCAGUACCCCCCCGCCCCCCCUCCAACACAUUGUUCAAACCUGAGAAAUAAAGGUGAACUGCAGUCAC